AUGCAGUUAUCUUCCCAAGGAGCGUUACAUGAUGAGAUCGAUUUUGAGUUCUUGGGCAACUUGUCAGGAGAUCCAUACAUAGUCCACACCAAUAUUUUCACCCAAGGUAAGGUGAACAGAGAGCAACAGUUCUAUGUCUGGUUCGACCCAACAAUUGCCCUUCACACCUAUUCCAUCGUCUGGAAACCCCGACGCAUCAUUUUCAUGGUGGAUAAUAUUCCGUUAAGAGUGUUUGAUAAAAACGAAGCAAUUGGCGUUCCAUUCCCGAACAGCCAAGCAAUGAGAGUUUACUCCAGCAUUUGGAAUGCGGACAACUGGGCAACACAAGGCGGUAGAGUGAAGACAGAUUGUACUAAAGCUCAUUUUACAGCCUCUUACAAGAAUUUCAAUGCCAAUGCUUGUGUUUGGUCAUCUAAUAAUACAUCAUCUUGUGGCUCUAACACUAAUUCCAUGACAAGCACUGCUACUUGGAUGAACCGACAACUUUAUGUCAAGAGACUGAAAUGGGUUCAAAAGAAUGCUCAUAACUACUGCACUGACUUCAAACGUUUCCCUCAGGGUCUCACUCCUGAAUGCAACCAAUCCAGCCUCCACUAA
Camellia sinensis is the source of this 597-nucleotide messenger RNA. Lineage: Eukaryota; Viridiplantae; Streptophyta; Magnoliopsida; Ericales; Theaceae. The record is from RefSeq and is a predicted model, not a curated record.